This is a messenger RNA of Ornithodoros turicata, 2154 nucleotides long. Its product is annotated as monocarboxylate transporter 14-like. The record is from RefSeq and is a predicted model, not a curated record. The coding region runs from base 361 to 1893 and encodes 510 amino acids. Gene Ontology annotation, molecular function: transmembrane transporter activity. The transcript is spliced from 6 exons. Lineage: Eukaryota; Metazoa; Arthropoda; Arachnida; Ixodida; Argasidae. Gene Ontology annotation, biological process: transmembrane transport.
GCAACCGCGUUGAGUAGGUUUGAAGAGGUCCAACGUGAAUGUAAGCAACUAUACACAGAGGAGCACUUCGGUACACACGCUACAGCUGGGGGAGGGGGGAUAUGUAAAAGUCGAAAUACGCGGAGAGAGGUUGGUCGAACGGACAGAGCUCACUCCGGGAGAGUCCAUCCCUAUCUGGCAGACUCUUGCACCGAACUAGAGUAUUGUUGAAGCCUAACUCUGUAAGCUCCAGGUGACCAAUGGAUGAAGACUACUGGUACUAGUGCGCCACUUGGACAGCGGGCAUGACAAAGGGCGACGACAUGAGAAGCACUGGGCCGUGUUUUCGUUGAGUUGGUAGGCGUGUACGCAGUCGAUGCCAUGGUGAACAACAGGGCUUCUCUGAUGACAGAUCCCGUUCACGGGCUGGAUUCCCGUUGGAGCUGGACCGUUGCAGCCUUUUGCAGCUGGUUACUCUUCGCGGGAACUCUCAGCACCCGGGUCGUUGGGAUAGUUUAUUACGGCGUCGUGGAGACUUUUGAAGUUACGCGCCAGGAGGCUGCAUGGCCCGUGACGCUCAGUUGCUCUCUUCUGAACCUCGCUGGUCCUGCCAUGGGUUUCCUCUGCCGAAAACUAUCUUGCCGAACAGUGCUCAUGACGUGCUCGUUAAUCACAGGAUUCGGCAUAAUGGUGUGCUUCUUCGCCCCGAAUGUGUUAUUUCUCAACAUGUUCUUCGGCGUAGUUCACGGUGCGACGAUGUCCGGUGUAUUCGUAGGGACCAACGUUGUCGUUGCGCAGCACUUCCAAAAGCGACGCACCACGGCGUGCAGCGUGGUUUUUACCGUGUGCGGCCUGAACACGCUAUUGAUUCCUCCCGUCAUGGAGUACUUCCGCGCACAGUACGGCAUUCGAGGAGCCCUUCUCCUGCUGGGUGCCCUGACUGCCAAUGCCUUUCCUGCAACAAUCGCCCUCAGGAGCCCACCUUGGUCGAUUGCACCCAAGGAGGUUGCGCAAUCCAGAAGGGCGGUCAAAGGACAGGUCCCGACGGCUACAGCAAGCCCAAAAGCUAACCCACUCCGAGAAAAUCUGGCCAGCGUAGAAGCAGGCAAACUUCCCAUCGCGGCUCAAGUGGACCUCGUCAAGAAAUACCACAUCAAACGAGAGGCGUGGACUGGUAGCAUGGAGUCCUUUGGAAUUCCCACAGAACCGAUACAAGGGGCACUGGCAUCUACUCAGCAGCAUCACAACAUUCCCAGUUUGCGAGAAACCUUGAGAAACUUUGCGACGUUGAAGUUCUGCGUAGACGCCUUAUCGUUCGCCGUUGUGCUCUUCGGCUUCUCCACUUUCAUGCUGCUCUCUGUUGACUUAGCCAAGGACCGUGGCAUAGUUCCUGCUGACGCCGCGUACCUCUUGAACGCCUUUUGUGCGGGAGAUAUCGUAUUCAGAGCAAUAAGCGGCUGCGUAGUCGACUCUGGUUGGCUGAGUCUAGAAGCGGUGAUGCUUACCGGAUACCUCAUGCAGGCCGCUGUGUACGAGACGCUCAUAUGGUGCACAACGUUGCCAACUCUUUUGAUGUGCGCCGUCGUUCUGGGAGCAAGCAACGGAUUCAGAAUUGGUAUGCAAGCUCCCAUCAUGAUUCACGACUUCGGCAUCGAAGUUUUACCCAUUAUGAUGGGUGGACUGGCUUUCAUCAUCGGUUCUGUGGCACUGGGAAGACCAGCCCUUGUUGGCUACUACAGGGACAGGAAAGGUAAAUACGACGGGCUUCUGCACAUCAUCGCUGUGGCCAACAUUGUCUUCGUUGGCGUAUGGACUAUAAGGCUGUUCAUACAAAAGCGAGCUUACAGAAGGACUUCCUUGAGAGCAAAAGACAACGCGCCAAUGGAACUCGUGGUGUGCUCCGUUAAAUCCUAGGCGCUCAUGAACAUAGGCAACGUAGACGCUUCUGCGUGUGGUGACGUGCAAAGUAUGAAGGAACACCGUGUGCAAUGGUGCAUGACCUCCUGCUGCCAAUAACACUGUGGGCCGUAAUGUUGUCGACGAAGUGCGUGCACAGUCCCCGUGAGUGUCUUGAAGUGAGUGGACACCACUGUUUCAUAAUAUCCGAAAAAUGUGGAAUAGUAUACUAUAUGUGGCGACGGUUGGCCUACGGUUAAAAUGAAUUUUAUUACAAUA